UACUGUGUGAGCUGUGAUUUGCCACAGCUUGUCACAUGGUACAAGGCUGUUAUUUCACACGUAGUAAGCAAUGAUGUCACAAGUGACAUCUUGCUUACUAUUCUGCAUGUGAUCACUGAUUGGCCAAACAGUGAUCACAUGAUCGGGACCACAGCGGGCACCGGAUCGUGGUGCUUUGCACUCUCAGGGAGCGUGCACAAGCAGGGGGCGGGGAAGCCGUUUAUAAACAGCCACCCGACCCUGCACUGCCACCGUCCAGCCCGUUUACAUACAACGGCCGGACGGGAGGUGGUUUAAAAAAGAGUUGGAUGCAUUCCUAAAUGCACAAAAUAU
Staurois parvus is the source of this 333-nucleotide messenger RNA. The record is from the annotation of a GenBank genome assembly. Lineage: Eukaryota; Metazoa; Chordata; Amphibia; Anura; Ranidae.